This is a messenger RNA of Rhagoletis zephyria (snowberry fruit fly), 2570 nucleotides long. It is a transcript of the gene O-fut2, whose product is annotated as O-fucosyltransferase 2. The record is from RefSeq and is a predicted model, not a curated record. Lineage: Eukaryota; Metazoa; Arthropoda; Insecta; Diptera; Tephritidae. Gene Ontology annotation, molecular function: peptide-O-fucosyltransferase activity. Gene Ontology annotation, biological process: protein O-linked glycosylation via fucose.
ACCAGGGAAGCCACUAACUACCCUCUGCUUAGCGCUACUUCUGGUCACCCCAGCAAACGACCUUGCGAACAGCUGUUGAGUUGCUCAUUGAAACAAAUGCGCUCUGACAAGCUGAAGUUGUUUACGAUUUGUUAAAUUAAAAGGUUACAGAAAUAAGCGCAUAAUGUGGCGUAUUCUAUUAGCCACCGGCUGCUUCUGUUUACUCAAUUUGGCGGCUGGCAGCGAAAUAGUUGAUUACAGCUUAAAUACCUGUGAUAGACGUCACCAUGCGUUCAACUUUACCAAGGGUUUACCCAUCGAUCCUCACUGUCCUUACCCAAUCAAAGAGCGGCGUAACUCCAUUUACCUGCUCUACGAUGUGAAUCCACCAGAAGGAUUCAAUUUGCGCCGUGAUGUCUACAUACGCCUGGCAGUAUUCGUGCGCCAACUCUCUCAUCGUAAACCCUUCCAAAACUUGCGUUUGGUGCUGCCGCCGUGGCACCGGCUGUACCACUGGAAAUCCAAUCAUCUGCAACAACACAGCCUGCCAUGGGCGCAGUUUUUUGAUGUAGAGAGCAUGCGACGCUAUGCACCGGUGCUAGAUUUCCCCGAAUUUUUGGCAGAGAUUGGGCAAUUCGGACUGCAGGAGUCACCUUACGUGCCUGUAAAUCAAAUAUUCCAACUGCUGCAUUUCGAAGAUAUGUUCGAGCAGGGUGUAUUCCAUGAGAAGUUCCAAGUUGAAACCACUUGCCAAAAGGAUCAAUAUCUCCAGGGGUACCUACUGCAGCAACCCAUGCUGUUAGAUAAUGACUUUGCUUGUGUACGCUAUCAAGGUAGCGUAAAUCUGCUUGAACACCUACUGCGGCAGCACAUGAAGAACACGGUGUCAGAGGCGGCGAACGAUAUAAAGGUAUACGCCCUACUCAACGCUGAGAUAGUGCUGCACGACCAAUGGGGCGACAAGGAGUUUUGGCGCUCGCGACGCUCCAUGCGCUUUGCAGCGUCGCUGGUCGCAAUAGCUGAUGAAUAUCGCGCGCGUGUACUGAAUUCUCAACCGGCAGAGGAACUUUUGCAACGACCACCCAUGUGGGAAGCUGAGCGCCCGUAUCGCAAAGCCCUGGGUGGGGAUUACUUGGCAGUACACUUUCGACGCGGCGACUUUGUGCAUGGACGGCAGAAGACCACACCCACUUUGAAGUCUGCAGCAACGCAGAUACGCGCGCAAAUGAAACUGCUCAAUUUGACGACAGUCUACAUAGCCACCGAUACCAACGCAAUGGAGAUUACCAAUUUAAAGGCCUAUCUGAAGCGAGUGCACAUGCGACGCUUCACGCCCGAAUCGCUUACACAGAAAGCGCUUAUGAAGGAUGGCGGACAGGCGAUUGUGGAUCAGUUAAUAUGUGCACAUGCUCGGCACUUCAUCGGCACAUUCGAGAGUACAUUCACCUAUCGCAUUUACGAGGAACGUGAAAUACUCGGCUUUACGCGGGAGAGCACCUUUAAUACGCUCUGCAAGAAUGCCACGUUGGUUAACUGUGAAAAGAACACUGUGUGGCCGAUUGUCUACUGAGUGCCUUUAAUGGAAAGCGAUGCAUUUCAGGUUGAACUCAAGGCUUUUAUGAAAUUUUUGUACUUCUAUACUAAAAAAAGUACGGCUAUAUAAGAAUGUAUGUAUAAUUUCGUAGAUUAAGGCACACCAAAGUCACGAAAGUGAAUUAGAGUUUAAGUCCAUUUAUGCUGUAAAUUUCUUUAUAACUCUUUAAGCUUUAUCGCUAAUUUGCUGUAAGUUUUCUCUCAACAAAGCGAACUCGGGGCUAAAGUUUUCAUUGUAAAAAAUGAUAAUUGUUUAGAUUUUUUUCCGAGGUAAACUUUAUUACUUAUGCAUCAAUUUCAAAUGUUUAAAUAUUUGAUGUAGCGAUCAUUUGGUUAUUAACUAUGUUUAGGAAAUGCUACUUUUCAACUUUUAUUAUUUUUAAUAUUUAAAAAAAUUUUAAAUUUCUCCGGUUAAUAACUUUUGUAUAUAUGUAUGUAUGUAUAUAGUUACAUACAUAUGUAUGCAUUUCGAAAAUGGUUAAUACAUAAGUACAUAUGUGCUAUUUGCAUUUUUAGAAACAUUUUUAUUUAAUUUAGGGUUUAUUAUUUUGAAUUUGAUAUUUAUUACCGCUUUGGGCAUUCAAUAGUUUAUUUAACUGGUAUAAUGUUUUAAUAGUUAUUUUUAAUUGUAUAUAUUUUUAGAUUUUUUUAGCAUAAAUCAUCUAUAAUAAUCACUCUCACUGCGUAGCAUUAUUUUGGUUCAAAAACUGCAACUAUUAAUAAAUAAAAAAAGGGUUGCUACAUUUAACAUUGUUUUUUUUUUUUGUAAUAAAUAACUUUUAAAAGGUUGUAUUAAACCACCUUUCGUUAAUAUUUGCUACUAUUUAUAUAGUGUAAGGAUGUUUUCCAAUCAUCAACGAUUUUAAAAAAUUUGUUCCAUUUUUGUUUUGCUAAUGUAAAAGGCAAAAAAUUGCUUGCACUACGUUACAACGCUUACAAAAACAACUGGUAUUAUUAUUCUUUAUAAAUAUAUGUAUGCAAUCGCCGUUUACCAAAAA